Messenger RNA from Mandrillus leucophaeus (drill), 468 nucleotides. RefSeq names its product trafficking protein particle complex subunit 12-like. The transcript is spliced from 2 exons. The annotation marks the transcript as partial. The record is from RefSeq and is a predicted model, not a curated record. Lineage: Eukaryota; Metazoa; Chordata; Mammalia; Primates; Cercopithecidae.
GCCUGGGACCAUGGCCACGGGUUCCUGCACCAAGCAUGCGCGGAAGUAGGCGUGCCGCGGCCCGGCACGCGCAGGCGCACAGGGCUGCCCGGGCUGCUGGUUCCUCUCCGAUUCCCGGCUUCUGUCACCUUCUUCUCGGACCCUGGUCACGGCCGCAGGGGCAUGGAGGACGCUGGCGGCGGCGAGGAGACCCCGGCCCCGGAGGCCCCGCACCCCCCUCAGCUCGCGCCUCCGGAGGAGCAGGGGUUGCUGUUCCACGAGGAAACCAUCGAUCUCGGCGGAGAUGAGUUUGGAUCCGAAGAGAACGAGACGGCGUCGGAAGGCUCGAGUCCUCUCGCGGACAAGCUGAACGAGCACAUGAUGGAGAGCGUCCUCAUCUCCGACUCCCCCAACAACAGCGAGGGCGACGCGGGCGACCUGGGCCGAGCGCGGGAAGAAGCUGAGCCCGGAGGGGAAGGCGACCCGCGC